Molecule: messenger RNA, 7528 nt
Organism: Rattus norvegicus (Norway rat)
Lineage: Eukaryota; Metazoa; Chordata; Mammalia; Rodentia; Muridae
Source: RefSeq, a predicted model, not a curated record
CCUCAGCCCUAAAGGAAGCCGGCCUUUUAAAUGUGGAGAAUCUGAGGGAUACCGAGUGUUUUCUGAGGGUAGGCUAUUGCCUCCUCAGGGAGACUCAGCCGGACAGCUAAAUCUUUCGAGCUGAUGCUCCACCUCCGGUGCAGGCAGGUCUUCAGAGCAGCGCAGCUCAGCUGAUGAUACAGAAAGGAGGGAGCUCUCUAGACCCCUAGCGAUCUAUCGCGCCCUCCAAAGCCAGACUUAGACUAGGUGCUCCGGAUUGCUCACAGCAUAAAGGGUGGAAGAGUGUGCCAGCCACAUGAAAGAGUCAUUUGGGAAAGGAGGAGGGCAGGGCAUGCCAAGGUGACCGGCCUGAACACUGACCGGUCUCUGAGGGCACCGAGAAAAAAGAGGGCACGGGAUGGGGAUGGUGACGUCUGAAUGGAGGACCAGGGGCGUCUCGGUCCGAAAUCCUGACUACAGAUCUUAAAGGGACACCGAUUAAAGACCAGGCAGGAGGCACCUGAGGGCAAGGACCGGGUGUCUGCAGAGCCGGAGCCCGGCCACCGCCACACCGCACCAUGGCGCCCACCCUGGCCACUGCCCAUCGGCGCCGCUGGUGGAUGGCCUGCACUGCUGUGUUGGAAAACCUCCUCUUCUCGGCAGUCCUCCUGGGCUGGGGUUCGCUGCUCAUCAUGCUCAAGUCGGAGGGCUUUUACUCCUACCUGUGUACGAAACCAGAGAAUGUCACUAACGGCACAGUCGAGAGCACUGCAGAGCCGGAGCACGAAGAGGUGAGCCUAGUGAAUGGCUGGCUCAGCUGCAAGGCCCAGGAUGAGAUUCUGAAUCUGGCAUUCACCGUGGGCUCCUUCCUGCUCAGUGCCAUCACCCUGCCUCUGGGCAUCAUCAUGGACAAGUAUGGUCCAAGGAAGCUCAGGCUGCUGGGCAGUGCCUGCUUUGCUGUUUCCUGCUUGCUGAUUGCAUAUGGAGCAAGUAACCCAGACUCGCUCUCUGUGCUCAUCUUUAUCGCCUUGGCUCUGAACGGCUUUGGGGGGAUGUGCAUGACGUUUACUUCAUUAACACUGCCCAAUAUGUUCGGUGACCUUCGGUCCACAUUUAUUGCCUUGAUGAUCGGAUCCUACGCUUCCUCAGCAGUUACCUUCCCGGGAAUCAAGCUCAUCUAUGACGCUGGGGCCUCCUUCAUCGUCAUCCUAGUGGUCUGGGCUGGCUGCUCUGGCCUGGUUUUCCUCAACUGUUUCUUCAACUGGCCACUAGAGCCCUUCCCAGGACCAGAGGACAUGGACUACUCGGUGAAGAUCAAGUUCAGCUGGCUAGGCUUUGACCACAAGAUCACAGGGAAGCAGUUCUACAAGCAGGUGACCACAGUGGGGCGCCGGCUGAGCGUGGGCAGCUCCAUGAGGACUGCCAAGGAGCAAGCUGCCCUGCAGGAGGGCCACAAGCUGUGUCUAUCCACCGUGGACCUGGAGGUUAAGUGCCAGCCGGAUGCUGCAGCAGCCCCCUCGUUCAUGCACAGUGUGUUCAGCCCCAUCCUGCUGCUCAGCCUGGUCACGAUGUGUGUCACACAGCUACGACUCAUCUUCUACAUGGGGGCCAUGAACAGCAUCCUUGAGUUCCUGGUCAGCGGGGACCAGAAGACAGUUGCCCUCUACACCUCCAUCUUCGGCGCACUCCAGCUGCUCUGCCUGCUGACGGCUCCUGUCAUCGGCUACAUCAUGGACUGGAGGCUAAAAGAGUGUGAAGAUACUUCUGAGGAGCCUGAGGAGAAAGAUGGCGCUCAAGGUGAAAAGAAGCAGAAGCGAGACAGGCAGAUUCAGAAAAUCACCAAUGCCAUGCGGGCCUUCGCCUUUACGAACGUGCUGCUCGUGGGUUUUGGGGUAACCUGCCUCAUUCCUAAUCUGCCUCUACAGAUCUUCUCCUUCGUCCUGCACACAAUUGUGCGAGGAUUCAUCCACUCUGCCGUAGGGGGCCUAUAUGCUGCCGUGUACCCCUCCACACAGUUCGGUAGCCUCACAGGACUGCAGUCCCUGGUCAGUGCACUCUUUGCUCUCCUACAGCAGCCACUGUUUCUGGCCAUGAUGGGGCCUCUCGGAGGAGAUCCUCUGUGGGUGAACGUGGGUCUGCUUGUCGUGAGCAUGCUGGGUUUCUGCCUGCCACUUUACCUGAUUUGCUACCGGCGCCAGCUGGAGAGGCAGCUUCAGCAGAGGAGGGAAGACAGCAAGCUGUUCCUUAAGAUCAAUGGCUCAUCCAACCGGGAGGCCUUCGUGUAGUGGGCACCCGCGCCCACCGCCUCAGAGUUGUGGCCUCCUGCCUGUGCUUCAGUGACUGACUGCAGUCAUCUCCCUGCCCCAGAGGAUCCCGUGUGCUCCCUGGAUCCUGCCCUUCACCACACUGGAGCCCAUACUUCUUCAAAAAGCCCUGCCCCUGCCGUGGAGUGCUGGUGUGGAGGGACAGGAGAAGGCCUGGGACAAAUGAACCUCCCACUGCCAGAAGCUGGGCUGCCCUGGCCUGGCUGUCACCCCAGGGGCUCUGGAGUCUUGGGUCUCCAUGGAGCCAAGGGGACUUCUCCAGCAAGCAUCUUUUUUUUUUUUUUUCUUUUUCACUUAUCUGGAUUCUGCCUCUUGCCAAAGCAGAGGGGCCUGCCAUCCUCUACCCACACUACCUGUCCCUGAGCUGCAUGUCUACCAACCACACCCACCUGAGGACAAAGGCUUGCACUGUCUGCACUCCCCUAGCUUGGCCCCUUACCUCCCCUGGCCAGUCUGGCUGCCUGAGGAAGGAAGGACCCGCUUCCUGUUGUUGGUGCUAACCCCUUUGUAAUCCCAACAUCCCCACCCGCCCCCCUGUGGCUGGUCCCUGGCUCCUUUUUCCCUUGAAGGCCUGAGGAGAAGCCCCCCUGUCUGAGGCUAGGGAAGGAGUGGGGGGCAGAAUAUUUACACAAAGCCUCAAGAGCCAUGUGUAAGGCUUCUUCCACAGGAGGUGGAGAAGUAUAUCUCUGCUGGCAUGCUUUGUUCCAGGCUGCAACCUGAAGGGAGCUAAGGGGACACCACAAGGGCACCCUUCCACCCACACACAGCUGUUUUUCUGGGGUGAAAAUAAGGCUGUGACUGGUAGACAUGAAGAGCCAAGCCUAAGUAGGGAAGAGGAUUAGUGAGUAACCGAGGGGCGUGUGUUUCUGUGGUACGUGUGUGUGCAUGUGUAUAUAUGGUAGGAGGCUAGCCCCAGAGGCUGCUUUUAUCAGAGAGGACCAGACCAGAAGCCAGCGAGUCCUACAGCAGGCUCAAAAUGGGAGAGUCAGCCUUGCUUUACGAUGGGGACCUGUGCAUGGCCGUGUGAUCACAGUGCCCCCUGCUGGCAGACUCCAUCAGGACACUGGAGCUGCUCAUGUGGGAGAAGCCUAGCUGGCCUGCCUGGCUCACUAACCCAUCUUACCUUGACAACUCCUAAAAACCCUGAGACCUCUUGGAGUGCCAAGAGGGAUGCAUUGGUUUUUAAGUUUAUGGUUUCUCUUUAAAUUUUAUCAUGAUUCUUUUUAUGAAGCAAUAAAUCCAUUUUCCUGUUGGUAAUGGGUGCCCUCCACACAUACCAGUUGAUUACUGUAGGUGCCUGUUUUAUAAUUGAGAGGAGAGACAGGGCAAGAGGUUCUGCCAAGAAGAAGAAGAAGAAGAAGAAGAAGAAGCCAGACAUUGUGGCACACACUCUAAUCCCAGCACUUGGAAAGCUGACGCAAGCAGAGAGUUCGAGGCCAGUCUGGUCUACAUGGAGAAGUCUAGGUCUACAUAGUCAGAGACUGUAGAUGUUCUGCCAGUGACAAACCCAGCCCAGUCGCACCUAGGUGCUCACCAUCUUCCUGAGUGAUAUGUCCAGGGAGGGGCAUGGGCAAAGAGAAGCCCUGACUACCCUAGACUCCAGGGAAAUGGGGCUGUGCAGAGGUGUGGGUUGUCCUUACUGCUAGCUAUCCCAACUACACAGGCCAAUCCAGAGCCUUCAUAUCUGUUUGCUGUCCCCUGUAACCCUAAGGGUUAUAUGGUGACUCCAGGAGAGUUGUAGGGUAAGUAGCACCUGGUGGAAUGAGGGUAGAGACAGCAGAAAUGCCCUCAGCCCAAGGACAGGCUCUGUCGUGGUCGUGGAGUGCCAGGUCUUGGCUUCAAUCUGUUCAAACACUAGACGCAUAACUCCCACAACAGUGAGCUAGUAGAAGUCUUUCUCUGAGGCUUCUCAUGGCUCAGUGGUAGAGCUCAUGCUUAACAUGACUGAGACCCUAGGUUCUGUUUCCAAAAAGAACUGUAUGUAUAUUUUCCAAAGCAUCUCUCAGAACACUGGUCUGUGAAAAUGUCUAGUCAAACAUCAGUCAGGUAUGCAGAGUUAAAGUCAGACCUGUCUCUUCACAGCAGGGACCCACAGCACUUUCCCCAUGAACCUUAGAGCUGGGUGUAGCACCGGGUGUGGUGUCAGAAAGAUCUCUGAAUUCAAGCCCAACAAUGCUGUGAGUUCCAGGCGAGCCAGAACUAGUCAAAGAGACCCUGUCUUAAACAAACAAACAAAACAAAACAAAAAAACCCAAGUGUUUGCAAGGAUGUGGAAAUAAUUGGAAGUUUUAGGCAUUGCUGUCAGAAUGGUAGAGCUGUGGAAAUGUUGCACAGUCCCAUAAUGCCAGCACCAGGAGGCAAAGGGUGGCUUGCUCAGCCUGAGCUGAAGCCCUGCUUCACACACAAGGUUGUGGCAUGCUGCUGAGUGGUGACGAACCACAGGAGCCAUGCCCUUGCUGCAUGUGUGACAUGAUAGCCACUUGUAGGAACUUUGUGGGAAAUGUUGAUUGGCUCUAGGGCUGAGUCUGGAUGUAGUUCAGUUGGUAGCAUGUUUGCCUAGCCUACCCAAAGCCCUGGGUUUGAUACAGAGCCCUGAAUAAAACUCGGCAUGGCAGUACAUGCCUAUUAUCCCAGCACUUGGGAGGUGGUGACAUCAGAAUUAAAAGUUCGGUAGAGCGCUUACCUAGGAAGCGCAAGGCCCUGGGUUCGGUCCCCAGCUCCGAAAAAAAGAACCAAAAAAAAAAAAAAAAAAAAAGUUCGGGGCUGGGGAUUUAGCUCAGUGGUAGAGUGCUUACCUAGGAAGCGCAAGGCCCUGGGUUCAGUCCCCAGCUCCGAAAAAAAGAAAAAAAAAAAAAAAGUUCAAGUCAUCCUUGGUCACAUAAUGAGUUCAAAGCCAACCCAGAAUCUAAGGAUCUUCUAAAAAAGAACAAUGAAAACAGAUGGCAGAAUGCUGGUCUCAGCUGUGUCUUGGUUUGGUUCUGGUGCUGCCCUGAGGUUAAGAUGCCCCAGUGAGGAGGAGAGUAGCUUGGGGGGAACACUGACUGCUGACAGAGCCCCUUCGUGCUAGAGACAUAGCUUCAGGUUGAUGAGACAUGAGCUGUGCAGCCCCAGCAACACUGGGGGCCACACUUUGGAUCGUGAUUCUGUAAGAGAAUAUCCUAGGAUUGAGAAACUAGAUGUGGGAUGGAAAAGAGCCAACAGUACUUGAAGAUGAGGGCCAUGAACCAGUUGCAGAGAACAGAGGUGUGGCAAGCCAGAUGAGUUCUCCCUAGUCACAAGGAUUGUUCUGCCCUGACUUGGCAGACAUGUUUUCAUGUCUUUGAAUCAUGGUGGCAACCUAGAGUGGAGUAGAUGCUUGGAGAAACAGUCCCAGAGGACUCUGCUGUGGCCCUCAGCCACUAAAGCAUCCAAGGCCCUUGGCCAGAACCUCCUAGUGGAAGCAAAGAGCCCAAAGGGUACAAGCUCAGGAUGGUUUCCAUAUCUUGGAGCCAACACUUUCUCAGGUUUGAGGCAAGCUAUUUGCACAAGGGUCAUUUGAGCCCUGGAGGCUGAUGGGUCCUUGGAGGAAUUAGUCCCUGAUCCCUUCAACCCCAAGAGGAGUUGCCCCAAGAUAGGCACAGAAGCACAGGCUAGACACAGGGAGAGGCACGGUGGAAGGGACAGGAAGUGACGCCAACCUCAUGGUUUCACCAGGCGAGGACAGUCUUACUUGAAGCCCCUCCUUUGUGGUCUAGGGUGGAUUCCCCUGGUCCUCUCCCCUUAUGACUCUUUGCCAGGGCCUACUCACAGUUGGCUCCAACCUUCAUUAAAGCCAAAGUAUAGGUAGGCCCUUGGGGCCACCGCCUGUGUUCCGCCCCCUGCACUCACAUCUAGAAGUUAUGAUCAAAACCUGUACAUAGCCAGCCAGUGGUGCUGGCACACACCUUUAACUCCAGAGCUCGGCAAUUGUCUCUUCACAGAGCAAGACUACGGGGGCUGUUACAGCCUCAACAGGACUCCCUAGGAAGAGCAGUACGGUUGUUGUGGGCUUUGGGGCAUUGAGGGUGCCUUAUCUGUGAAGUGACUAGGGCACAACCUAAGUGUAGUGACUCAGCUGUGAGGACAGGAACACCGAAGUGUUACGGGAGGGCUUGCUUAUUCUCAGGCUCUAGCCCUUCCCUGGAUUAAGGGUCAAGAUGAGACUGUAUCCCCAUGAUCUAACUCACCCUGAACCCUAGAGUAUGGACAGAGUCUCCUGAGUUCAGGAGAGCCAAUGUCCUCUAUGUGGAAGGUAUCAUGGCUCUGCCAGCACAGCCACCAUCUGUGCCCCUUGGUCCCUGCAGUGAGUCAUUCUAACAUGGAUAUAUCCGAGAUAGGACCGCAGGUCAUUUCCUAACCUUGACUGUUCUCUGAGGGAAGCAUGUGGUUUAGCAGCCACCCUACAUUCCCAGGGAAAGCUUGAGUCUCAUUUUCUCACACAAAAUGGAGGCAUCUGUGCUCUCACAGUGUGGCUAAGGGGACCUGUAGGUAAGUCGUACAAACAGCAGUGUGUGCAGCACGCAGCAGAAACCUAACCACCAGGACCCUGGAAAAAGACAGACAGCAUGGGGAGCCAGGCACCCCCUCUCAGACAGGACACUGACAUAAGGGGACUGACCAUGCCAGACUGGUGGCCAAAUAAAGAAGGUACUGACCUCGGUCCCUUCGGAACUUGUCUUACAGAGAAGCCUUAAGUCCCCUUGUCUGUUUUGUCUUUCACGUUUUGGUAAGAGGCUUGGCCAAAGAGUCUUGGUGUCAAAAGUCCCAGCCCUGGGGUGGCACUUCUAUACCGCCUUUUUGAAUGACUGCUUGGCCAGGCGUGUGUGUGUGUGUGUGUGUGUGUGUGUGUGUGUGUUUGUGUGUGCGCGAGUGUGUGUGAGUGUGUGAUCUGGUGUGUCUGUUGAGAGAGAUGUAUAGGUGUGCCUGUGUGCUGUAACACCGGGAGGCAAAGGAAAGGCCCAUGGUGUCCCUUUCUGUUACUAGGAGCAUCUAGGCAGGUCAGAAUGCAGGCCACAUCAAAGACCCAGACCAAGCCUUAGAGUGAGGCCUGAGGGUAUGUUCUUCUGUUCACCAGGGUCACUUAGUGUCACUGAUAACUCAGCAGCUGACCUUGGCUCUUCCCUGUCACUCUUACUGUUCCUAGCCCCCAGCAUACUCCUUGGCACACAGUAAGCACUUAAUAAAUGUAUGACAAGAAUGACUACGAA